This is a messenger RNA of Carya illinoinensis, 750 nucleotides long. RefSeq lists its product as uncharacterized. Lineage: Eukaryota; Viridiplantae; Streptophyta; Magnoliopsida; Fagales; Juglandaceae. The transcript has 2 exons. The coding region runs from base 1 to 750 and encodes 249 amino acids. The record is from RefSeq and is a predicted model, not a curated record.
AUGCACAACUCAAAAGCUGUUUCUACUCCAAUGUCAGUGUCCUCGAAAAUUUCAGCAUUUGAUGGAUCUUCAUUUGAGGAUCCACAUCUUUAUAGAAGUGUUGUGGGUAGCCUACAAUAUUUAUCUUUUACUCGACCCGACAUAUCUUUUGCUGUAAAUAAAGUUUGUCAAUACAUGCAUAAUCCAAAAAUUCCUCAUUGGCAAGCUGUCAAAAGAAUUCUUAGGUAUCUUAAACUUACUUCCAAUUUUGGCCUUUAUUUCUCCAAAUCAUCUCCUCUUACUCUCUCAGCUUUUUCUGAUGCGGACUGGGCUGGCUGCCCUGAUGAUAGAAAAUCCAUUGGAGGUUUUUGUAUAUUCUUUGGUAACAAUCUGGUUUCUUGGGGUUCCAAAAAGCAGCCAACCAUAGCCAGAUCUUCCACUGAGGCGGAAUACAAGGCAGUUGCCAACACUACUUGUGAGCUAGCAGAUAUCUUGACUAAACCAUUGUCUACUGCUCGCUUCAACUUAUUCCGUUCAAACAUCACCAUCUCCUUGGUGUCACUUGAAUUGAGGGGGGCUGUUAAGAAAAUUGAAGCAUCAAAAGAAUCUGCUGCACCACAAGAGAAUGGAGAUAGCACAACGUCUCACAGUAGGACCACAACCAUUUCAGAAAAGUCUAGAAGACUACAACAGAGCAAAAAAGCAUAUUUGGAAUACACAGAAAAUAGACUAGAAGGACAGAUGGCAGAAGAUCCAAGAGCCAUAGAAUAA